Rhododendron vialii is the source of this 663-nucleotide messenger RNA. RefSeq lists its product as uncharacterized. The transcript is spliced from 2 exons. The coding region runs from base 1 to 663 and encodes 220 amino acids. The record is from RefSeq and is a predicted model, not a curated record. NCBI's taxonomy places the organism in Eukaryota, Viridiplantae, Streptophyta, Magnoliopsida, Ericales, Ericaceae.
AUGGCUGAUCACGGCGUUACUCGGGGUAGCGGGGAAGUAGUUGAUCGUCCGGAGGACGAGGGAAGACCAAUGGUGGCCGAAACAGAGGAUCGGCCGCCAAUGGGGGUUGUUAUAGACGCCAGUGCAGAGGUAGCGGGCGGCGGCGAUGGCGAACAGGGCCACGAGCAGGAGGCGGGUGGCGAAGGUAACCAUCGCGCGACAGUUUCAGAGCGUCGCGCGACGGAGGAGGCCGGGGCCGUAACUGCUGGAGUCGUGCAACUGGACCCGAGCGAGGCCGUGAGUGGCUCGGUGGUAGUUGGUGGCGGUUCCGAGGGCACAGGCAGUGGAAGCGCCGAGGGUGGUGGCGACGAGCCAAGCGAGACUCCGCCAAGGGAUCCGGCGAAAGGUAUUGUUAUGAGCUCGGUGAUCGGUGGUGGUGAGCUCGGCAAUGGUGAUAAGGAGGUGGUGGUGGCCGGCAGUCGUGGUGAUAACCGGGGUAAAGAAAUGGACUACGGUGGUGAUGCUUGGGGUGGUGACGGAGGCACGGGCCGAGGGGUGAAAACCGUGGAGGUUACGGGGUGGUAUGGCCGGUUGGAGGUGGGGCGUCGAGAGGUGGUGAUGGCAGGAGGAGUGGCGGAGAGGUGGAGGAUUAUGGUCGGGCUGCCGAGGAAAAGGUGGAGGUGA